Molecule: messenger RNA, 2145 nt
Organism: Rhagoletis zephyria (snowberry fruit fly)
Lineage: Eukaryota; Metazoa; Arthropoda; Insecta; Diptera; Tephritidae
Gene: ems
Product: empty spiracles
Biological process (GO): neuron differentiation; central nervous system development; brain development
Cellular component (GO): nucleus
Molecular function (GO): DNA-binding transcription factor activity, RNA polymerase II-specific; RNA polymerase II cis-regulatory region sequence-specific DNA binding
Source: RefSeq, a predicted model, not a curated record
UUGAGUGAACACGUUGAGUGCGCGUCGAUCAAAAUCGUGGGAAAACAUAAGCAAAAAAUAAACCAAUUCUGAACACUGAAAUUUUUCUGAUUCGAAUGGUUACGCGAGUGACGGAAAAUUGUGCAAAAUUGUUCCAUGGCAUAAAGAAAAUUAAAUUAAACGAAUAUGCAGAUCACAACAAAAAGCAUUGAAGUGAAGUGUGUUGCAUUGCUAACCAAUUAGCAAUGCGCAAGUGAAAUUAUACAGGAAUUAGAAAACAACAACUAAUUGGAACACAUCUGUCCAAAUCAGGGAUUCAUUUAAAAAAAAAAACUGCAAACUUUUCCUGCACGAAAUAUUUUCCUUGCUUCAGCAAAAAUUGCCGAACUAACUGCGGCCUCGUCCCAGCAGCACCCUUCUCCAGCCUCUCCAGCAGCCGCGCAAACUAAAUUAUUUAUGACUAAAAUGAUUCCGCCGCUGCCCACUUCAGCCGUUCUAAUGCCCACGCCAAAGCAGAAGAUCGGCUUCAGCAUCGAAUCGAUAGUGGGCAACGAUUCAGCCGCUUCGCCGCCGCAAAGUGCCGGCGGCAAUAGCCAACCGUCCGGCGACCAGUUACGCAACACAAACUCCGCAACUGGCAGCAAUGGGCCCGGUUCACCACCGCAGACGCCACCUGCUGCACCCCCCACGUCAGGUACUACACACCUGCCUGGCGCGCCGCAUCUCGGCAUGCACCUGCCGCUGCAGCUCACACCGCACUCCCAUCCGCAUGCCGCGCACGCACACUUACCGCCACAUCUAUCGCCUGCACAACAACACGCGCUGCAACAACAUCUGCUCCUGCAACAUCAUCACCAGCAGCAGCAGCAGCAACAACAGCAACAGUUAUCACCUAGCGCUGGCAUACCGAUGCGCCAGGACAUACAAGAUAUCAUUCAACGCCUGCAUAGCUCCGCUGCGGCAGCUGCUGCGGCCAAUUUGGGCAUAAAUCCCGCCGGCCCCUACAGUCCACCACCACCCACGCAAACGCGGCUCUCCGCCUCGCCUGAUGGCGCACCUGCCGCCGUCACAACACAAUUGUUACAUCUCAAGCGCGAACGCUCGCCGCUGCCGUCGGCUGUCGAACAAGCUCAGCAUCCCGCACAGCGUCAACAGCCCAAUCAGCCCGCGUCGCAGCAACACGCGCAGCCGCUGCCGCCGCAUACGCCACCCAAAUCCGUCUCACCAACAUCCUCGCAUCCGUCGUCUCCACCAGCAAUGCUGCCUGGAAGUCCUGCUUCGCUACCCACUCCCAACCAGCAAGCGCACCCACAACACACAACGCCUCAAUAUCCCAAGCCAACGCUUGGCGCUGGUCCUGGACACAUGCUUAUGCCCGGCAUGCAACACGCUCCUGGCUUAGUGCGUCCAUUCCCGGUCGUUGGACCAGGUGGCGUGCCGCCGCCACCACAGCAAGGCUUGCCCGACAUCAAAGCGCUGCCGCCGUACAUCAAUGCACCGCCGCCAGAGCUGCCGCCUCAGCACAAUCCACAUUUAAUCGCCGCCGCACAAUUUCAAAUGGCUGCCGCCCUGCAGGCUGGCCAUGUGCUGGGUGGCGGUUUGCCGCCACACGCCGGGCCAUUCAUGGGUGGACCGGGCAUGCCGCGUGACAGCUAUCCGCUCUAUCCUUGGCUGUUGAGCCGCCAUGGACGCAUCUUUCCACAUCGCUUUCCAGGAAAUUUCUUGCUCCAGCCUUUCCGCAAACCAAAACGCAUACGCACCGCCUUCUCACCCUCCCAGCUGCUCAAGCUCGAGCACGCCUUCGAAAAUAAUCAAUACGUGGUUGGCGCCGAACGCAAGGCGCUCGCCCAGUCGCUUAACCUCUCCGAGACGCAGGUAAAAGUGUGGUUCCAGAAUCGUCGCACAAAGCACAAACGCAUGCAGCAGGAGGACGACAAAGGCGACGGCUCGCAUUCGGAUCGCAGUCGCAAUGCGGCAAGUUGCGAUGAAGAUGAGGACGACGAGCUCAUCGAUAUGGAAAUGGAUGACUGUCCGAGCGACGAGGAGCAUGAGUUGGAUGAGAGUCAUUGAAGAAAGUCUUGGCACUUUACAAUUAGAAAGGAAUUGUGUAAAUAUUUGAACUUCGCCAGAACUGCGAGCAGUGUUGCCGCAAAUCAUUUUUAGUGG